AAUUUGUACUACCUCGCCAUUUAUAUUGACGAACACACACGAGAGUUGGGAAGUGUUUUUCUCAAGGGAUAUUUACCAGAUAUUCCAAGUGAUAUUAGUGGGUGCUUUAAGUGUAAAUUAAGUGACACAUUCUGAGGAAUAAAAUGCCACGAAGAGGACGUUCAGCAAGCCCUCCACCAGCCCCCCAGAGACGGGCUGCAUCUCCGCCACCAGCUCAGCGACCACCAGUUCCGGUUGCUCCACCGCCAACUGCUAUGGCUCCCCAUGCAGCUGCCCCUCAGCAACCGUCAAUGUUCCAGCAAAUGGCCGCAACAGCCGGAGGUGUCGCUGUGGGAUCAGCUGUUGGCCAUACCGUCGGACAUGCCUUGACUGGGAUGUUCAGCGGAGGAUCAGACAAGGAAGUGGCUCAGCAGCAAGCAGUACCCCAGCAACCAGCUGUAAAUGGAUAUUCCUCUGCACCUAGUCAACAAAAUUCCGGACCAUGCAGCUUCGAAAUUGAGCAAUUCUUGCAAUGUGCCCAAGGACAGGCUGAUCUCAGCGUCUGCGAGGGAUUCAACGAAGCCCUAAGGCAGUGCAAGACACGCUACAACAUUGCUCAGUAAUCUGGCCCCAAAAAUCAAUAUCUCCCAUCCCUCAAAAAUUCGUAGUUGGCCAAACUUAGCCUCUCCUCGGGAAUCUUAUUCAGGUUGGUCAGGAAGUGUCUGGAAAUCAAAGAUUGUGUGCAUAUUGUGAAAAUUUCAAGUGGAAUAGAAUAAAUAAUUAAUAAUUACA
Molecule: messenger RNA, 771 nt
Organism: Phlebotomus papatasi
Lineage: Eukaryota; Metazoa; Arthropoda; Insecta; Diptera; Psychodidae
Gene: Chchd2
Product: coiled-coil-helix-coiled-coil-helix domain-containing protein 2
Exons: 2
Coding region: 144-602 (152 amino acids)
Biological process (GO): mitochondrion organization
Cellular component (GO): mitochondrion; nucleus
Source: RefSeq, a predicted model, not a curated record